CAGCCGCGGCGGCUCCUGAGGGAAGGAGGCGGCGGCGGCGGCGGCGCUGGGAGCCGAGGCGAGAGAGAGAGUGGCCUCUGCCGCGUCCCGCGCCUCUCUCCCCGCUGCGGGACACGCUGCAUCGGCACCAUGAAGGAAAUGUUUCAAGACGAGAAGUAUUGGAGGGGGCCGUCCCCCAGCCUCCGCGACCCCACGGGGCACCGGGACAAGCUGUGCCGCCCCUCCCCGGAGUGGGGUGAGCCUGAGCGCAAACACGGCGGCUGCUUCGAGGGGAACCGGCACCUGGCCUACGCUAAGAAGCAGCCUCUGGGGUUCAGCCCCUCGUCCUCUGCCAGCGAGGAGGAAGAAGGGAGGUGGGACCUCCCCUGCAUGUCCGGCUGGGAGGUGGCCGGGGUGGGCCCGUCCCACCCAGCCCAGAGCAAAGCCGGCAGGGCGAAGGUCCCCCAGAGUGGGGGCCGGGCCUGGCCCUUCGACGUGGCCACAGCCUCCGGCUCCAGGAGGCGGCCGCAGCUUCUGGGGGCCCCGAGGUCCCGCUGCUUCCGCCGCCAGCGCCGGCGUGCCCUGCGGGCCUUCCGGAUGCUCCUCUACACCAAGAGCUCCUCCCUGGCUUUCCAUUGGAAGCUGUGGGGCAAGAUGGCCUCCAGGGGGCGCCGGCGGGGAGGGGGAGCAGCGGGGGCGAAGCGGGCCCGGUCGUCCCUGUCCCUUUCCCCCGGCUCGCAGCCCGACGACGACCACCUCCCCCUCUACAAGAAGAGCCCCUUGCGGGAGGAGGACUGCCGGGGCGGGGCCAAGCGCAGGCCCCGCCCCGCCCGCUUCAAGCCCCGCCCUCCUGAGCCCCACCUGGACUACGACUUGGAUGGGGCUUUCCCUGCGUCGUCGUCCUCCUCGCCUCCGGCUUCUUCUCGCCUCAGUCUGCUGGGGGCCCUGAUGGACGACGCCUCGCCCUACCCUCAGUACGUGGAGCUGCAGAGGGUCAGCUUUGACAAAGACCCCGGAGCCGCGGAGCUGGAGGAGGAAGCCGCCGGCCUGCUCAAGUACCCUGGCGGAGGGGCCCACGCCUCCCCCAGGACUAGAAAGGGCGGAGAGGCAGAGCACAGCCUGGAUGGAGAUGGAGGCCCCAUGGACGCCCUCCCCAACGGCUUUGCCUCCCUCACUCCCGACGGCGACCUCUGCUCCCUCCCCGGAGUCACGGACGCCACCAUCCUCAUCAGCAACGUCUGUAGCAUCGGGGGCCACGCGGCCGAGGAGCUCUUCCAGGGGCCCCGGGACAAAGACAGGCCCCUGGAUCCUUCCGGGAUCAGGCUCGAAGGCGACCUGGCCGCCGAUGGCAGCCAAGAGAGGCCCGGCGAGAAGGCCGCCCUGCACAGCCCCUUGAGAGAAGAACAUAUCACGUGUGUGCACAACAUCCUGGAUGAGUUCCUGCAGACCUACGGCAGCCUCAUCCCCAUCAGCGUGGACGAAGUCGUGGAGAAGCUAGAGGACAUCUUCCAGCAGGAGUUCUCUACGCCUCAGAGGAAAGGCAUGGUCAACCAACUGAUCCAGUCCUACCAGCGCUUGCCGGGCAAUGCCAUGGUUCGGACCUUCCGGGUCACUUACAAGCGCCACGUGGUCACCAUGGACGACCUGCAGACACUGUACGGGCCCAACUGGCUCAACGACCAGGUAAUGAACAUGUACGGGGACCUCGUCAUGGACACAGUGCCAGACAAGGUUCAUUUCUUCAACAGUUUUUUCUACGAUAAGCUACGAACCAAGGGGUAUGAGGGAGUCAAGCGCUGGACCAAAAACGUGGACAUCUUCAACAAGGAACUGCUCCUCAUUCCAAUCCACCUGGAGGUCCACUGGUCUCUGAUCUGCGUGGAAGUGAAGCAGAAGAAAAUCACGUACCUGGACUCCCAGCGCACCCUCAACCGGCGCUGCCCCAAGCACAUCUGCAGAUACCUGCAGGCUGAAGCAGACAAGAAGAACCGUCCGGACUUCAGAGACGGGUGGAAAGGGGUUUUUCAGAUGAACGUCGCCAGGCAGAACAACGACAGCGACUGCGGCGCUUUCGUCUUGCAGUAUUCCAAAUUCCUGGCGCUGGGCCUCCCCUUCUCCUUCACCCAGCAGGACAUGGCGAAACUGCGCCGUCAGAUGUACAAGGAGUUGUGCCACUGCAAGCUCAUCGCGUGACGAGCUCACACAUGCAGAACACACACACACACUCACACUCACACAACACACACACACCCUCCCAAAGACACCAACU
Molecule: messenger RNA, 2248 nt
Organism: Lacerta agilis (Sand lizard)
Lineage: Eukaryota; Metazoa; Chordata; Lepidosauria; Squamata; Lacertidae
Gene: SENP3
Product: SUMO specific peptidase 3
Exons: 11
Coding region: 130-2172 (680 amino acids)
Biological process (GO): protein desumoylation
Cellular component (GO): nucleus
Molecular function (GO): deSUMOylase activity
Source: RefSeq, a predicted model, not a curated record